This is a messenger RNA of Populus trichocarpa (black cottonwood), 2863 nucleotides long. RefSeq lists its product as uncharacterized. The transcript has 5 exons. Bases 1202 to 1660 code for a protein of 152 amino acids. The record is from RefSeq and is a predicted model, not a curated record. NCBI's taxonomy places the organism in Eukaryota, Viridiplantae, Streptophyta, Magnoliopsida, Malpighiales, Salicaceae.
GUUUAUAUGUUAAUUAUCUAGCCACCCACGUAUUGAUGAUCAAUACAGAUUAUCUUUUAUAAAAGUGAUCUACAAUAAUAUUAUAUCAUUUUGUAUCCAAUGUUAUCUGAUUCUUGUCAAGAAUCAUCUUAUAAUUAGUCAUAUCCAAUUUACUCUUCACGCGAACAAAAAAAAGAUGGACUGAAAUUACAUUUAUAAAAUUUGAAGGUUAAGGAGAACAGUAAAAUCCCCUUGGAGAUGUGGCCACACUUGCUUCUCUUUUAGUUUUAAAAGCAGAUGGGAAUGGAUGGAGAUUAAACCCUGAAAUCGAUAAGUCCACAAAACCAAAUCAGAUGCUGUUGUGUGGUCGAAUGAAGUUCAAAUCUUGACUGAGAAUGAUUUUGUUGAAGAUUUUUGGUGCUUUUGAGGGAAAAGGGUCAGUUUGGACAAAAUGGUGGUGUUGGUCUUAAUGAAGGUGUAGGUGAGACUUUUAGUGAGGGUUUUGAGUAUGCUGAAGACUGUGAAGUAUCUAAUGCUACCGAGGGUAUGGAUGCGUCUGUCUUGGGGAAUGUGUGGAACUAUCUGAUGUUGGUGCAUGAUGAGGAGAUUUUAGUUAUUGUGCGUCAUCUUCCACUGCAUCCUGUUCUUCAAUCGAGUUUGUGCAGCAGAGUCAUUCAUCAGAUGAUGAUGAUGAUGAUGCAGAUGUUGGUAAAGAGGGUAAAGUACCAGGAUAUGAGAUUGACCACUCAGCAUCAUCUGACCCAGGCAACUAUGAUAGUUCUGACAGUGAAGAAGAAGAUACAGCAUGUAAGCAAGGGUGGAAGGCUGGCUGCAGACCUGUCAUUGGUCCUGAUGGAUGUUUCUUGAAGCAUUUUUUGUAAAGGACAACUGUUAUAUGCCAUUGGGAGAGAUGGGAAUAAUCAAAUGUUCCCCAUUUCUUGGGGUCUUGUGGAAUUGGAGAGUGCAGGUACUUGGAAAUGGUUUUUGGAUCAUUUGAUGGCAGAUCUUAAUGUUGCCAAUGAAGGUGAAGGGCUCACAAUCUUCCCUGACGUGAAAAAGGGUCUUCUAUCAGCUGUUCAUAAAGUACUCCCAAAUGUUGAACACAGACAUUGCGCCAGACACGUAUAUGCUGCCUAGCAGAAAAAAAUGGAAGCUUCAGUUCCGGGCAUGUGUUAGAGCAACAUCUGUAAACAAUUAAAAAGAGUUUGAAGAACUUGAUAAAAUGGGUCAUGUAAUAGUGCAAGAUGUCUUAAGAGUACGGAGAGCAGAGUUUUUUCAAGCCUUUUUUUUCAGCACAGCCCCACAAUGUGAUGAUGUUGGCAAUAACAUUAUGAAAGCUUCUAAUGGAUGGAUUCUUGAUGCAAGGGCCAAACUAACUGUAAGAAUGCUAGAAGAAAUCACAGUUACGAUUAUGAAUAGGAUACUUGUGAAGAGGAACUGUGCAUUGAAGUGGAAAACACCAAUUGCUCCAGAAGUGUUUAAGAUAUUUGGAAAAAACAGAGUAGAAGCAGGUGAUUGGGCUCUUGAAUAUAAUGGAGAUGAUGGAUACGAGAUUAUCAAAGGUGACAUGAAGCAUGUUGUUGGCCUUAGAAACAAAACUUGCAUGUGUAGAGCUUGGAUCUUACAGGCAUUCCAUGCCCUCAUACAAUCACUGCAAUGUACAUGGAGAUGUGGUCCCUGAAACUCAAAUAGCACUUUGGUAUCAUAGUGAAACAUGUCUAAGUACAUAUUCCUUCUCUUUAAAACCUGUUAGAGGUCAGACUUUUUGAUCUCCCACUGAAAAUGCCCCUCCAGAAAUUAAGAAGAAGCUUGGAUGACAGAGAAGAAAUAGAAGACAAGACAAAGAGGAGCCAAGGAAGGAAGGAAAAUUGUCUAGUAAGGGUGGCUACAAGACAUGCAAGAAUUGCGGUCAAGUUGGGCAUAAAAAAGAGGAGUUGUAAACAACCUAAAAGAACUCGCCAGGUGUUAUGUGCAGCUACUGGCCUUGAUUUUGAGUUAUCUAUUUUAUAAGUUACUAAUUAUUUUGUCUUUGGUAGGAAACUAACAGAGAUAGUGGUGCAACCAGCAGUAAUAAACAAAGGUCUGAAACUCCUAUGAAUGUUUUAAACUCAAGCACACAAUCUGACGUGAAUAUUGUUGGAAACAAAAGUGAAGAAGAGCAAAAUUCUCUAUGCAUCAAGUUGACCAAGAAAAUGUUAAAGGUAAAAGGAAAGAAAAGGUCAUUGACAAUCAAACAAGACAGGAGAACGUUAAGGGAAGAAAAAGGGUAGGGCCCCUGAUGUUACACCACAAUUAUCUAAAAUGCAGAAAUUGAAUGGGCAUGGAGUUUAUGUUAGCACCAGAACUGCUGCGCGCAUUGUUAAUGAUUAUAAUACCAGGACCUUUAAAAAUGAAAAAUGCUGAUACCGGUUCAACGGUCCGUCAAGCUUCUACAGCUGCAAAACUGAAUCAGCCAGCACAAGGUUCAACUAUGCAUAAAGCUUCACAGAAUGCAAGCUGGAACCAAGCAUCAAUUACCAAAAAGGUUCAAUCUUAUUUGCAAGGUGUAGCUGACCAUGGAUUCCAGUUAUGAUCCUUGUUUUUGAUAGACAUGAAUGUAAUGAAUGUUACAUUUUGUGGGUUUUGUCCUCUGAUGAUAUGCCCGGUAUCAUCAUCUCAUCUACAUUAUACUGCCAUGAAAACUUUAGAUUGUUUCGGGUGCGAAACAGAAGCUUAAAUUAUUCUUUGUAGGUUGUUAUGCUGUGACUUCACUUUUUCCUUGUUGGAUUUUGUACCUGAUUACCAGUUUGUGCCUUGCUACUGUGGUUUUGUUUUAUUUAUUUUUUGUCUAACUGUAAUUUACUUGAUAAUUGCAGUUUUUGUCACCUGAUUUUUUGUAUUUAAA